AUGGCAGUGGCCGCAGCCCUGGCUGGCCUCCAGGCAGAAGCCAAGUGUCCCAUCUGUCUGGACAGCCUUCAUGACCCUGUCACCAUCCAAUGUGGGCACAACUUCUGCCGCCGUUGCAUCCAGCGGUCCUGGGCUGAGCUGGAGGACACAUUCCCUUGUCCCAUGUGCCGCCAUCCAUGCCUGGAGCCGCAUGUGAGGAGCAACACCCAGCUGGGCAGGAUGAUCGAGGUGGCCAGGCUGCUCCACAGCAGCAGGAGCAGCAGCAAGAUGAGCCAGCAGCCUCACCUGUGUGAGUGGCACAACCAGGUCCUGAGCCUCUUCUGUGAGAAUGACCUGGAGGUGCUGUGUCCCUUGUGUGCACAGACCCCUAGUCACCAGGGUCAUGUAAUGAGGUCUGUGGCUGAGGCUGCUGACCACCUGCAGAAGGUGAGCAGUUAUGUGGAGCCUUUGAAGAGGCAGGUGGCUGAAACUCAGGGCCUUCUGGCCAUGCAGGAUAUAAAGCUACUGGAGCUUCAGGAGCAGGUGCAGCAUCGACAGCUGGAGCUGGCCUCAGAGGUCAGGCAGAUGAGUCGGGCUGUGGACCAUGAGCAGGAGUUGGUCCUGGCCAGGCUGGUCCAGGAGGAACACAACAUCCAUGAGCAGCUGGUCACCAACAUUGCUGCUUUCUCGGGUCACAUCUGGGAGCUGUGGGGCCUCCUGCAGGAGAUGAGAAAGCAGAGCUGCAGUUUCUCUCCGCAGUACUCGGUUCUGCAGAAAAUCGUUCAGAAGUUUACAGAGGAUGUGAUCCUGGACCCUGAGACCGCACAUCCCAACCUGUUAGUGUCAGAAGAUAGAAAGUCUGCAACGUUCAUGAGGAUGAGGCAGAUGGUUCUGAAAGCUGGGAGAUUCAGGUUGGAGCCUGCGGUGCUGGGCUCUGUGGGCUUUGGGUAUGGCAGGCGUUACUGGGAAGUGAGAGUGGAUGGAGCCACGUGGGCCGUGGGCAUCUGCAUGGACACCGCCCCCAGGGCACGUUCCAGGCACAUGGAGGGACAGAGCUGCUACUGGACAGUGGGACAGCACAGGGGGGAUUACCAGGCUUGGGGGCCCGAAGGCAUCGUCCCCCUGGAGCUUAAGGAGGAUCCCUGCGGGAUUGGCGUGUAUCUGGACUACGAGUUGGGAGUGAUUUCUUUCUACAAUUUGAAGGACAGAUCCCACAUCCACUCUUUCACUGAUAGCUUUUCUGGGGUCCUCAAGCCCUACUUCUGUGUGGGAUGUGAUUCUCGACCUCGUACGCUCAGCGCAGUAAUAGAACACGAAGCAGUCCUGUGGGAAGGUGCUGUCACACCAUCUUUCAGAGGAGGAGCAGAGGUGUUUGAUCAGCAGCCCAAGCACUCCUUCCCGGAGCCCAGCACCCUGUACCUGGACCUCAUUCAGGUCGCCCUGGCCCUGGAGCUGCUCUGUUCCUUGACAGGCUUGCUCCUGUACACAGUGGUCCUGUCUCCAAGGAUAGUCAUGUUGGAUUUGGGGCUUCAAGUUCAUCUGCGGCCUUCAGGUCACCAAAGUCCCAGCUACUCCAGGCGGGAGAUUAUGAAUCUCCUGGAGGAGAUUGUGGAGAAGCAGGGGGACAUCAUCCUCUACCUGAAGCGCCACAAUGCACUGCUUAGCAGGCGGCUAUUGGCCCUCACGUCUUCUGACCUCAGCUCUCAGCCAAGUGGGAUUUGA
This is a messenger RNA of Phacochoerus africanus (Common warthog), 1701 nucleotides long. Its product is annotated as tripartite motif-containing protein 75-like. Lineage: Eukaryota; Metazoa; Chordata; Mammalia; Artiodactyla; Suidae. The transcript has 5 exons. The record is from RefSeq and is a predicted model, not a curated record. Gene Ontology annotation, molecular function: zinc ion binding; protein binding. Bases 1 to 1701 code for a protein of 566 amino acids.